AUGGCAGAUUGUAAACCAGUCAGCACUCCAAUGGAAAUAGGUUGUAAAUUGACCAAAUCUGAUGACUCACCUGCAGUAAAUCAAUCUGAGUACAGGUCAAUGAUAGGAAGUCUAUUAUAUUUAACUGCAUCUCGACCAGAUUUAAUGUUUGCAGUAUGUCUAGUCUCUCGCUUUCAAUGUGCACCUAAACAAUCUCAUUUGAAUGCUGUAAAACGAAUCUUUAGAUAUGUUCAAGGCACACUAGAUUAUGGUCUUUGGUAUCCCCGUAAUAAUGACUUCACUCUUGUUGGCUUCACUGAUUCUGAUUGGGCCGGUUGUCUAGAUGAUCGUAAAAGCACCAGUGGAGCUGCCUUCUUUCUUGGUGAUUGUCUUGUUGCUUGGCACAGUAAAAAGCAAGAUUGUGUCACUCUGUCCACCACAGAGUCAGAAUAUAUAGCAGCCACUGCAUUAUUCAGUGCAACAGUGGAUUCAGUUCAGUGCAACAUUGUGGUAUUCAGUGCAACAGUGAGUGACAUUGGUAUUCAUAGCAACAGUGGUAUUCAGUGCAACAUGCAACAUUGGUAUUCAGUUUCAUAUUGGUAUUCAGUUUCAUAUUGGUAUGGUAUUCAGUUUCAUAUUGGUAUUCAGUGCAACAUUGACUUUACAGACUUGGCAUUGGCAUUGGCAUUAAAGACUUGGCAUUGGCAUUUCAUUAACAUUGGCAUUUUUGAUAUUACAGUGAUAUUACAGUGA
Messenger RNA from Cryptomeria japonica (Japanese cedar), 732 nucleotides. Its product is annotated as secreted RxLR effector protein 161-like. The transcript is spliced from 4 exons. Lineage: Eukaryota; Viridiplantae; Streptophyta; Pinopsida; Cupressales; Cupressaceae. The record is from RefSeq and is a predicted model, not a curated record. The coding region runs from base 1 to 732 and encodes 243 amino acids.